Molecule: messenger RNA, 5037 nt
Organism: Bombina bombina (fire-bellied toad)
Lineage: Eukaryota; Metazoa; Chordata; Amphibia; Anura; Bombinatoridae
Gene: NCSTN
Product: nicastrin
Exons: 17
Coding region: 41-2176 (711 amino acids)
Biological process (GO): Notch receptor processing; protein processing
Cellular component (GO): membrane
Source: RefSeq, a predicted model, not a curated record
GUAAGACAGGUGAGAGCGGAUCUUGACAGGCUUGUGACCAAUGGCGGCUGAUGGGUGUCUGCUGAGAAUAAUGGGAGAUGUUUUGUUUGGAUGGAGAUGUUUUGGUCUAUUUCUGGUUGUGAUAACAGGUCUUGCUCAAGGCAAUUCAGUGGAGAGAAAGAUCUACAUAUCGCUGAACAGCACAAGCCCGUGUGUCCGACUUCUAAAUGCUACCCAUCAAAUUGGCUGUCAAUCUUCCAGAAAUGGCGAUACUGGUGUGAUCCAUCUGGUAGAGAAGGAGGAGGAUCUUCAGUGGGUGCUUGAGACAGGUCCCAAUCCACCUUACAUGGUAGUUCUUGAAGGUGACUUGUUUAAUAGGGAAACUUUGAACAAGUUGAGAGGGAGCCCACGUCUCUCUGGAAUAGUGGUUACAUUUGCACAACCCAAUCCGUCUGAUGGCUUCUCCCCAGAUCUUCCAUGCCCAAAUGAUGGAUUUGGGGUCUAUAACAAUGAUCAUGGCGCACAGUAUGCGCACUGCAACGGCACCAUGUGGAACCCACUGGGAAGCGGGAUUUCAUAUGAAGACAUUGAGUUUCCCAUCUUUCUGCUCUAUGAUAGCAAUGAAACUGAAGUAAUCAAGCAGUGUUACAGAGAUCACAACCUUCCUGUAAAUGAUAGUAUCCCGCAGUACCCCCUGUGCGCCAUGCAACUCUUCUCCCACAUGCAUGCCGUUACCAGUACAGUUACCUGCAUGAGGAGAAACUCCUUACAAACAUCAUUCGCUAUUAACCCUGAAGUUGUGUGUGAUUUUCUUUCGGGUUUCAACGUGUGGAGUGCUGUAAAACCAGUCAAUAACUCUGAUAAACUAGCUCCUGACGAACAGGUCGUUGUGUCUGCUGCAAGGCUGGAUAGUCGCUCCUUUUUUUGGAACAAGGCUCCUGGAGCAGACAGUGCUGUGUCUGGGUUUGUCACUCAGCUGGCUGCGGCUGAAGUUCUUAACAGACUACCGGACAUCCAGUCCUUGCCGAGGAAUAUUGUGUUUAUGUUUUUUCAAGGGGAAGCUUUUGAUUACAUUGGCAGCUCGCGGAUGGUGUAUGACAUGGAAAAGGGCAGGUUUCCAAUCAACCUGGGCAACAUUCAUUCAUAUGUGGAGCUUAGCCAGGUGGCAAUAAGGAACAACUCUACGCUUUGGGUUCACACUGACCCUGUCUCUAGAAAUAACGAGUCUGUGAACACAGGAGUGCAGCAGUUAAUUGAUGUCCUAUUAAAUGCCAGCACCGGAUCCAAUGUCAGCAUUCAAGAGGUCGACCAGUCACAGCCUCUCCCACCAGCUUCUUUUCAGCGUUUCCUUCGUGCUCGAAAUAUCCCUGGGGUGGUUCUCACUGACCAUAAAACUUCAUUCAGUAACAGGUACUAUCAAAGUGUGUAUGACACAUCUGAGAAUCUUAUGAUAAAAUACCCUGAGAUGUCCGAAGAAGAAGCUCUGGAGUAUAUCACUGACACAGCACGGUCCCUUGCAGAUGUAGCUACUGUACUUGCCACUGCCCUAUACAAACAAGCGGGAGGAAAUGAGACAUUGGAGAUCAAGGCUGACCCUAAAACCGUUACCCGCAUGCUCUAUGGGUUUUUGUUGAACACCAACAACAGCUGGUUCCAAUCACUCAUUAAAGCUGACUGGAGAAAAAGUCUAGAGGAUAAACAAUUUUCAUAUUACGUGACUGCCACUUUAUUUGGUAAUAAAGCAUCGCCAAACUCCCCCACUCAAAUUGUGCUGUCUGUUUUGGCAAACCUUACUGGAACUAUGGUCAACUUUACACAAGAGCAGUGUCAAAAUCCAGACAAGGCAACGGACGCCCAAAAAGAGCUAUAUGAUUACUUCUGGGUUCAGGGCCCUUUAGACAGUAACACCACAACCAGGGUCCCAUUCUGUGUGAGAAGCACAGUCCGCAGCCACCUUGCUGAGUCCCCUGCCUCUGAACUGGAAGACUGGGCUUCUACAGAAUACUCUACCUGGACUGAGAGCCGCUGGAAGCAGACAAAAGCACGCAUAUUCCUGCUACCCAGUCACCAAUUAGAAGUGAUGACAUUGCUUGUCGGCAUUACUGUCCUCCUGGUUUCUCUGGUUGCCACAUUCUUUAUUAAUGCCAAGGCCGACAUCCUUUUCUCUAGCGCUCAAGAUGGUGAAGUUGCCUAUUAAGGUUUUUGGCUUUGCAUAUUUGUGGUGAGCCAAAAAUUGCUACUUGCAUUAAACUGUGUCUGAUGAAAAUGCCACACUGGAUGGACUUUUAUACUAAUGGAGUAAACCGUGUUUACAUAUGCGUGAGGGAAUAUUCUCCGUGUUCUGAAAACGAACAUUCAACUCUGUAAGGACGCCAAAGCAUAAGGUCUCCCCGUCCAGCACCUUUUGGAUAAAAAAAAAAUGUCCUUUUAAGUGGACCUAUUAAGGGGUUUUGUUUUAUUUUGCAAACCAAGAACCAUACCUCCAGUAUCAUACCAUCCAUAUUUAUUCACACAUUCUGCUUCAUUCUUUUUUGAAUGGUGAUUCUUUUUUUUUUUUUUCCCCCACGUUGGACAAAUAUUUGUAGUGGAAAAUAAAAUGUAAGAUACUUUCCUGCUUCUUAAAUUACCGUCUUUGGGCGUAAGCCGCAGAAUUAACAAAUAUAUGAAGAUAUCGCAAAUUCCAUAAAAAAAAAAUUUGAGCUUUAUUUUUAAAAUAUUUUACUUGAAGUGAAUUAUAUAUAAUGGGGCAUAACGAAUGUUUAAUUUAAAUGCAAAAUCUGUUUGAUAUAAAAAUGUCAUUUUCCCUUGCAACCUCAAGAACUAUGGAUCUAUUCUGCUGCUAUUUGCAGUAAACUACUACCGCCUUGUGUCAUGUUACUUCUACCGUCCCCUUAUCUGUAUUUUUGCACUAUUUUGCUGUGGUUUUUUUUUCUAAUUGUGCUAACUUUGUACACCUAAAAAAAUUCACAUGUAAAACAGGCCACACAUUGCUUUCAUUUUCUCAAAUAUUUAUUUUUUUGUGUGUAAACAUGAAACAUUAAAAUCAUUCCAUGACAAACAAGGGUGUAAUUACGUUACCUGUUAUUGAAUAUGCAAUGUCAUGACCUUACAGGUCAAGUGCAUCAAAGGAGUUUCAAUUUCCCAGACUCAUAUUGUAUGCUUAAAGAAACAUUAAAAAUAGUAGUAUUGCAUAAUCAUCUAACGAAUUAUAAAAAUGCAAUGUAAUGGCACUUUCAAAUGAGCAGUAGAUUUUUUUCAGAAAUGUUUCAAAGUUAGGUAAAUUUUCCUGUAUCAUGUGACAGCCAUCAGCCAAUUACAGAAUUUACAUGCAUAUAUACUGUGAUUGCUUGCACAUGCUCAGUAGGUGCCUCCAAAAUGUGUGCAAAUAAAAAGAUUGAGCACAUUUUGAUAAUGGAAGUGAAUUGGAUUUUUUUUUAAUUGCUUGCUGUAUCUGAAUCAUAAAAGUUUAAUUUUGACUUUAGUGUUCUUUUCAAGCAGCACUGUACUCAAAAAUGUUCUGUAUUGCAUAUAAAUGAGCAGCAUUUACACACAUCAAAAUAUUUUUUUACCUGAAAAAAAUGUUAAAGGGAAACUCAAGUCAAAAUUAAACUUUCAUGAUUCAAAUACAGCAUGCCAUUAUAAUCAACUCUUGAAUUUACUUCCAUUAACAAAAUGUGCACAUUUUGUUAAUAUUUACACUUUGUUUUUCAGUCACCAGCUCCUACUGAGCAUGUGCAAGAAUUCACAGAAUAUACAUAUAUGCAUUUGUGAUUGGCUGAUGGCUGUCACAUGAUACAGGAGGAGUGGAAAUAGACAUAACUUUGAAACUUGUUGCAAAAAAAUCUACUACUCCUUUUUAGUUCAGAUAAAUUGCAAUUGCAUUGUCUUUUUAUCAUGCAUUUGUUGAUUAUGCAAAUCUACUGUAUUUACUGGUCCUUUAAGUAAAAUCUGUUUAUUUGUAAAUUAAAACUAAUGUACUGCAGUAUUAGCUUUGCACGAAAUACUAAACCUCAUUGGCUGAUAAGAACAACUGACACAUUUUUAAUGGUGGAGGGGAUGCGCCUCUACAAGUAUGACGUGAAAAUGUUGGGUUUAUUUAACCCUUUCGUGACAGGGUUAAAGUGCCUACAUCGGAACAACUGUUCCGAUGUAGACAAAUUGAAACUACGCGAUCGUGCAUACGAUCGCGAGAUUUCAAUUAUUGGAUCGCAUCUGGGGGGCGUCCCUACAAUCCUAGGAACGCCCUCCAGACCGCGAUUAAAUCCCUGAAGCACAGAAGGCUUCAGGACAGCCGUUAGUUAUGACGUUCCAUUCCGUCAUAACGGCUUUAAAGCCCAGUCUAAUUAUGACGGAAUGGAACGGCAUAACGGCUUUAAAAGGUUAAUACAGUAACUUUGUUUUUGAAAAAUUAUAAAAUCAUUAAGAGAUGCCCUCUCUUAGCUUAUGUAAACAAAAACAUUAAACACAAUUUUUUAAGUACAUUAUGGUACAUUUUUUUCAAGUUGAAAGGUUAUCAACAUAUUAUUUUUGUUUAAUUAUUUUAUUACCAACUUUUCGGCUAUAGCAGAAUCUUUGUUAGAAAAUAUUUCUCUUAUUUUAGCUUAUCUCUUCAUCCGCCAGUCCACAUUGUGUGAUUUGUGCAUUUCUGAGCUUCUGCACUUGUUCAGGCUACUUACACUUUUUAAAAAUUCCAGGAAGUGCUGGGACUAAUCUUUGUAACUUUAAAAAUAGCUGGACCUGUGGUAUAUAACGGUACCAGAAGAAUGCAGGUAUAUAUUGUAUACUACUGCACAAAUUAAUCUUUAAAAAAGAAAUUAGAUUGAAAAACGGUUGUUUCUCUAUGAUUUUCACCAUAUUUUUCCUUCUUGAUUUUGACAAUUUUUAAAAUGAUGUCUUAUAGCUGAAUUUUAUUUUGAUGUGACAUAUCCUGGAUUUACCUGGAAACGUUACUUUUUUGCAAUUGGGGGGGGGUGGAAUGAAUGCUCACACUAAACUAUUUUUUUAACUGUGCAAUGAUAAUGUUUGUGUGUAUAUAUAGAUAUAAAUACCUUGGUCCAA